This is a messenger RNA of Tachysurus fulvidraco (yellow catfish), 3160 nucleotides long. RefSeq names its product acid phosphatase 2, lysosomal (gene acp2). Gene Ontology annotation, cellular component: lysosome. Gene Ontology annotation, molecular function: acid phosphatase activity. Gene Ontology annotation, biological process: lysosome organization; dephosphorylation. The transcript is spliced from 11 exons. NCBI's taxonomy places the organism in Eukaryota, Metazoa, Chordata, Actinopteri, Siluriformes, Bagridae. The record is from RefSeq and is a predicted model, not a curated record. Bases 133 to 1401 code for a protein of 422 amino acids.
ACGAGCGUCCUAGCCCGUUCAGUAGACCAGGCUGGAGUCUUCACCCUGGGCAGUAGCUGAGCCACAACACACGUCUCUGCUCUUAUUUCGUGUCACAGUUUCUGUAUACUUUCUGGAGGCAUUCUAAACUUAAUGUCUGUAACUGCAAACAUGGGAUCGUGUAUUUUUAGCAUCUUGUUGUUUUUUGUCUUCGGAUAUUCGAUUGUAGAAUGUAAGGUUAAAUUGGUCACAGUGUUAUACCGCCAUGGAGACCGUUCUCCUGUCAAAGCCUAUCCAACAGACCCAUACCAGGAGAGCGCAUGGCCACAGGGUUUUGGACAGCUUUCUCAGGAAGGUAUGCAGCAGCAUUUUGAACUAGGCCAGUUUCUGAGAAAACGCUACACAGGUUUCCUGAGCGAAAACUAUACGCGUUCUGAGAUUGUUGUACGGAGCACAGAUUACGAUCGCACUCUGAUGAGUGCAGCCUCAAAUCUUGCUGGUCUUUACCCACCCAAUGGCUCACAGGUGUUUCAUCCAGGUUUGGCCUGGCAGCCUAUACCAAUACACACAGUCCCCCAAGAUGAGGAAAAGCUGCUGUUAUUUCCUAUUCCAAACUGCCCACGCUACCAAGUGCUUAUGAAUGAAACAGAAAGGACGGAAAUUUUCCUAAAUAUGACCAAGACUUACAAAGAUUUCCUGGAGAUGGUAUGGAAUAAAACUGGGCUGAAGUCAACGUCCCUUGAGAUGAUAUGGAGUAUCUAUGAUACACUUUUCUGUGAGAAGAAGCAUGGCCUGUUCCCUCCAGCCUGGGUGACUCCAGAUGUGAUGAACACACUGAAGCUGCUGAAAAACUUUGGUUUCCAGAUCAUGUUUGGUGUCUAUAAAAGAGAGGAGAAAUGCCGGCUACAAGGAGGUGUCUUGCUGGAUCAGAUUAUUAAGAACCUAUCAGCUGCUGCCUUUUUACAUUUAAAUCAGCAGCUGAAGAUGAUCAUGUAUUCUGCGCAUGACACAACCAUUGUAGCGCUUCAGGAGGCACUUAAUGUGUAUAAUGGAUUACAGCCACCAUAUGCUUCCUGUCACAUAUUUGAACUGCAUCAGGAUCAGAAUGGAUCAUACUCUGUGGCAAUGUUUUAUCGUAAUGAUAGCACUGCAACUGAGCCAUACGAUUUAACUUUACCUGGUUGUGCCCGGCUGUGCCCCCUGGAAGACUUCAUUAGACUCACAAAUUCGGUCAUUCCAACAGAUUGGCACAAGGAGUGCCAGAUCAGCUCAUCUUCAAGUGAUAAAGAUGUGAUUUUUGGGCUGGCUGCCUGUGGCUUCAUUCUUCUACUCCUCGUUGUAGUGUUGUUUGUCGUGUUGUGCCGUCAAAGCAAGCUGGUCAUUGGUUAUAGCCACAUUAUCAACCAGAGUGAUCACUCCUGACAGUCAUACCAGUUCCUGAGCAACCCAGAGUUAUCAGACAGCGAGGGCCUAUAAAAAGCCAGUGACACACACAUACAGUACACGCACACACAUCUGCAGGGGCUAUAUACAACCAAAUAGGCUAUAAUGGAUAAUUUUUAGUAACCAAAAAAUUACACUUUGUGUUACAUGAAAAAUGUGAUAUUUAUAUAUUGCAUUAUAUUUUACUUGUAUCCUAUUUUUUCCUGAUUUUCUUAUUAAAUUAUUCUUAGACAUUUUCAUGACAGCUACAGUGCCUUGCAAGUAUUCAUACCCACUGAACCUUUCCACAUUUUAUCAUGUUACAACCACAAACAAAAAUUUAUUUUUUGGGGAUUUUAUAUGAUAGACCAUUAGUGAACAAACAGCAUCAUGAAGACCAAGGAACACAUCAGACAAGUAAGGGAUAAAAUUGUGGAGAGGUUUAACACAGGUUUAGGUUAUGAAACAAUAUCCCAAGACUGAACAUCUCACAGAGCACUGUACAGACAUAUGAAAAUAGAAAAAGAAUUAUACAACCUCAAACCUAACAAGAAAUUUCUGUGCACUUACACUGACAGGCUGGGCAAGGAGAGCAUUAAUGAAGCACAAAGAGGCCUAUGGUAACUUUGGAGGAUACUGAAAAAUUGCGGUUCACAGACACUAUCCAAUCUGACUGAGCUUGAGUAAAAAUUUCACUCCAGAUGUGCAAAGCUGGUAGAGACAUAGCCCAAAAGACUUGCAGCUGUAAUUGCAGCGAAAGGUGGUUCUACAAAGUAUGGAUUUGGGGGAGGACUAAAUGCAAAUGCACUCCACACUUUUCAAAUAUUUAUUUGUAAAAAAUUUUGGACCAUGUUUAUAAUUUUUUUCUAACACUUCACAAUUGUGGCACUUUGUGCUGGCCUAUCACAUAAAAUCCCAAUAAAAUAAAUUUUUGGCUGUGGUUGUAAUGUGACAGAAUGUGGAAAGUUUCAGUGGGUAUGAAUACUUUUGAAAUGCACUGUAUCACCCAUGGAGGGUGCAGUCUAUCACCUGCUUCCUCUAGGCUUGUAAAGCCAGCUACUACCUCUGUACAAACUGAUACUUUUGCAAGUUCACUGAUAUCCUGUCUGUUUGAGCCCUCAUCUUCUUAAUCUAUUACACUAAUGUGGCUACAAGUUUUAAUUGUUUUGAAAAAGCACUUGAUGUCUGGCCAGAUUUAACUUCUAUGACUAUUUACAUCCUCUCAUUAUCAUCUCAUUUUUCUCUCUAAAUAUUGUAUAGUAAUUUCACUAUGGGUCAGAUGUUUUGCGGUUUAAACAAAUUUGAUCAGGAAAAACUGUCAUUUUAUAAUGAAAAUAAUAUUUUAGAUAAUAUUUUAGACCACAUAUACAUAUAUGGUAAAUGUGUUUCAAAUUUAAGAGACAUUUUGGACAUUAAAAAUGAAGCCCUGACUGUGUUGUCCCCACAUAUGGGUUACAAACCUACCAUUAACAAUCUCCAAGGUUGAUCAUCAUUAAGUGUAUUUUCAGGCUUAAGUGUAUUUUCAAGCUAAACAGCAUUGUAAUACAGAUGAUUUUGUAUAUUUAUAAAUGUUUGGUGAUCAGUAUGUGAAUUUUAAACUGGUUUUCUGAAGACCAGUAAUUGUAAUUUUUAUUGAAAAUGAAUGUUAGAUCAAUGGGAUCAAUUACAGUCUAUAACAUUGGUACUCUUUUGAUUUUCAUUGCAUUUUGAUUUAAACUUUUAAAUGACAGUUGUUUUGUAAAUAAAUCAUUCAAAUAAC